GUUUAGUACUCCAUUUUACAGUCCUAAGAAAAAAGUGAUUUGCUCACGUUAUUUCCACUAGGAAGGGAGAAAAAAUAUAAAAGGAGUCCACUUCCCUAAAAUUAAGUUUCCUAGAGACUCCAGUGUUCAAACCCAGAUUCUGGACACAGACAAUAAGAAACUGAUACUGAUAACCUUGAAAGUGAAACUCAAAGCUGACUAGUGCUGGGAAACAUAAGGUAAGACUCUGCUCUAUUAUGGAGGAUAUAUUUACGUGACAGUGUGAUAUCCUGGAGAAACAUUUCUUUAGGAAUCCCACAGCCCUUUUUUAUCUCAGGUUUCUUUUCACCGAAGCUUGAAGCUCAAAGUCCGUGGCUUCAUCAAAGCAGCUCCAAAUCCCCAAGGUGAGAUAAUUCUCACCUGGAGCCUGUGUGUAUUCCUCUACCCUUUGGCUGGGAGCAGUCACCUGGGAAUCAUUCCAGCAGGUGGCUUCCAAAGUCCAACCUGCUGGGUUGAAAUCUGACACUGACAGAGACUCCCUGGGAGCUGCUACUGAAAGCUAAACCAGGAACCAGGAAAUGCUUGAGCCUCUUUAGGUAGAAAAACAGCUGGGCUCCCUCGGAGACAGAGCGCCAUGGGAAACCGGCUCUGCUGUGGGAAAAGCUGCCCAGAAGCUGAGGCUCAGAGCAGUUGUCUGAGGUCACAUGGCUGGAGCUGCCCAUCAAUUUUCCAGAGGAAAAAGAAAAUGGGGAGUCAACCAAGAUGGACACUGAAGCAGCAACAGCAGCAGAAGCAGAAUGGCACAAAGGGACGUGACACAACACAAUAUACGUGUGAACCGGUAUUGGAGCAGCCUGUGUCUCAGGAGAGGAGCCAAGGCCCCAGGUCAGAGGACAGCAGCUUACAUUAUGCAGUCAUUCAAGUGUGCAGCCAUACCCAGCCACGCUCUGCCAAGGAGGUGAAGCACCUACAAUUAGAAAAUGCGACAGAGUAUGCCACCCUGUCCUUCCCCCAGGCCACACCCUGCUAUGACAGCAAGAAUGGGACCCUAGUGUGAGCCUAGGGGAGGAAGGACUGGUUUCCAUCAUUUCACCACUACUCUUGUGGGAGAAUCUACUGCUUUGGGGAACUGGGUGGCAGCCCAGGAAUGGUGACCACAUUUUAAGCUUAAAGAAUUCAGGAGCCCCUGAAAUUGUAUGUCCCCAAUCUUGCUCUCUCCCCUAUGCCUAUUUCUUGUUUGCCACUGAGAGCUUCCAGUUGUAUUUGGGUUAGUCAAGGGUGAAUGGAGUUGCACAAAAUAAGGGGGCUAGGUUGAAUGUGCAGGAAAGUAAGUUUUGAGCCCCACCUUUGCUCCUGGCUUUCAAGAAAAGUGCAGAAAAAAUAGGUCAGCCCUUCAGAACUUGAGCUGAUCAUGCUGAACUUAAUUUAAUGGUAUCCUUUUUACAUACCUGAAACUCCAAAGCUGAAGAAGAGGCGCUCUGAAAAAGCAUUCUGGGCUUUUAUACACAGCCCCCAGUCCUGGCUUGGGUCAUUUCCUCAGUGGCUGGGUCAAAGGUCAUUGACCUAACCAGACAAAUAAGGUCAAAGGCUGAGGCAUGGAGGAAGCAUUUUCUGACCUUCCGUUACAAAGACUUCAAGUCACUGACACUGACAGCACUACGUGGAUAGACUGUUGGCUCUCGAUGGUGCUGAGCCUCCAGGAACAAUAAAUUGCGUGCAGAAUGUGCCUGUUGCGUUUUCUGGGGUUGGGAUUUGCGGGCUCUACGUCACGGAGGUGCAGCGGGUCUCUCCCCGCCUAAUGGCAGUUUGGGAGUCCAGUAAGUUGACAAAGGCCGGCCUUCGCGCCCCACUCCGCGGGCAGCGGCUGGGGAAGAGCGAAAGUGUGGUUGGGACCCACUCAAGGCAAGCUCCCUCUGCAGCAGCCAGGGCUCCCUGGAGCGGAGUCCCAGCCAGUAGGAGGCGCCUCUAUCCACGAAAGCGAACGGAUCCUGGAGGAAGUCGGGAAGCGGAGUCCAGACAGAGGGCGGGGUCAAGGCCGGUGAGGGUGGUGAUCUGAGCCUUUAAGAGGCGAGUACAGCUGGGUCGGGGGCGGUGUCGUCUGCAGCUGGCUGGGGCCGGCUGGAGGCGGGACCGAGGUGGCCGGCCCCCCAUCACCAUGGCAGCAGGAACGCAGCAGCGAAGCUGCUGGUGGAGGAGGUUCUGCUCAGAAGGGCUAGCUAGGUACGGAGAUGCAGAGCCAGACUGACCGAUGAUUUAAAAGACCUUAGUGCAAGUGGAUUCAGAAGAAGUGGCUAGAAAACUGCCUCCAUCACUAAUUGGAAGAGGCUGUUUUCUAUUAGCUCGGAGUAAUACUGUGAACUCUAUUUCCAAGAGUUAUUUACUGUGAUGGUCAAAUAUGAUGUAGGUGAUAGCACUUUGUAAACUUAAAGUGCUAUAUAAAAAUUUCUGCCUUAGAAUAUAAAUGCUGCCUUUCUAGUUUAAUACUUAAUUUCUGAGGAUAAAGGGAAGUGUGUGUCAGAAGCUGAGCUCCCAGUAUUUUUCCUGAUUGUCUUCAGAAUCCUUUGUAUGGUCUCAGACUGAUAAAUGUAGGGAGGAGAGAAAAUGCUUCCUUGUUUCACUAAUGAUAGGGAUCCAUUACUCUUUAUUACCAGUAAAACCUAAGUGACUAAUUUUUUAAAAUGCCAUUGGAAUAGCCCUGUUGUGAUUAUAAGAUCUUGAACGGGAGCUCCUGCUAACCAGCUUCCUAUUUCUGAAACUUCUAGAUGACUUAAGUUGGUAGGUUUGAGGCAGGGGCCUGACCCCACUAGAUUGGUUUAGCUUUUGGAAUUUUUUUUCCUGUACUCUGUUUUUACACAUUUCUUCCUCUUUCUAUUUCAAGGUGGCUCUGAUCUAGCUCUUCCGAGAACUCGGAAGAUGGGGACCCAUGUGGUUUUGAGACUCUGUCACUCCCUGCUGCCAGUGGAACCCUCUGUAAGUGUACUGUUUAGAGGAAUGUGACGAUAUUAAUGGAUUUUCAGUACAGUUCUACAACUGGGGGAUUUCUCCAUCAGGACUCAGAUCCUGGAACUAAAUUGUAAUAUAUUUGCUUUCUUUUCUUGCUUCCCCUUCUUAUGGAAACUCAAGCUCACUUCAUUCAUUAUCUUUAUCUGGAACUAAUAAAAUCAAGCAUAGGUUGAACAUUUCUAGUGAUUUAUCAGAACAAAUGCAUGGUUUAAAA
Molecule: messenger RNA, 3196 nt
Organism: Phyllostomus discolor (pale spear-nosed bat)
Lineage: Eukaryota; Metazoa; Chordata; Mammalia; Chiroptera; Phyllostomidae
Gene: C6H11orf52
Product: chromosome 6 C11orf52 homolog
Exons: 6
Coding region: 614-1036 (140 amino acids)
Cellular component (GO): extracellular exosome
Source: RefSeq, a predicted model, not a curated record